CGAGAGGCCGUGAUGAGGUGCGUCGGGUGCGCAUCGUGAGCAGUGUGCGAACCGGCGGAGUGUAGGCUGUUUGGGCACGGAUUGCUGCUACAGUCCCGGAUUUGCCGAUUGCUAUCUGCGCUGCGAUCACUAUAUUGUCAUGACUCAUGAGACAUUAUGGGCACUUCUCCGGUCUCUGGUCUUCACCAUGGCCGUGCUGCCAUUUUCUCUGGCAGAGGAUGCCCUCGCCGGCUCAGGCCAUGCGCUGAGUGCCGCUUCCUUCCUCCAAGAUAUUCUCCACCGGUACGGUGAAAAUGAGACCCUGUCCCUGCCACAGCUGCAGUCACUGCUGGAGAAACUGGAAGUGGGAAGAGGGGAGAGCGGCUCCACAAACAUGUCCCAGUGUCUAAGCUCCUCGGUCCUUUUCGCUGCUCACAAUUUGACGUCCGAGUCUGUGGUGGACGCAGAGGGUCUCCAGAGCUUCUGCCCCACCAUCCUGCAGCAGCUGGAGACUGGGGCCUGUCAUGGAAGCCCUGUUUCCCAAAACGAGACCGUUGCGGAGGGGCGACCAAGCCCUGCUGAAGUCUGGGGUUUUGGGUUCCUGGCCGUCACCCUGAUCAGCAUGGCCUCUCUCUUGGGCGUCUUUUUUGCCCCCUGCGUAGAGAGGCCCGUCUUCCGCCGGCUACUCACCUUUUUCAUCGCCCUGUCCAUCGGUACCCUGCUGUCUAACGCUCUCCUGCAGUUGAUCCCAGAGGCUUUCGGCUUCAACCCGCUAGAAGACUCCUACGUCUCCACGUCUGCUGUGGUGUUUGGUGGCUUCUACCUCUUCUUCUUUACAGAGAAGGUUCUGAAGAUGAUCCUCAAACAGAAGCAUGAGCAUGGACACAGUCACUACGCUUCGGACACUACGAAACGGGACGCGGAGGAAGGGGUGACGGAGAAGCUACAGAACGGUGACCUAGAUCACAUGAUCCCUCCACCAGGGGGCAGCGAGCCGGACCUGCGCACACACCUCGGGGAUGAGAAAGUUGUAGUUGGAUCACUAGCUGUACAGGAUCUCCCGGGGCAGCAGAGCUCCUGUUACUGGCUCAAAGGGAUCCGCUACUCUGACAUCGGGACGCUAGCGUGGAUGAUCACCCUAAGUGAUGGGCUUCAUAACUUCAUCGAUGGUUUGGCGAUCGGAGCCUCGUUUACAGUAUCUGUCUUUCAAGGGGUUAGCACCUCCAUCGCCAUCCUGUGUGAGGAAUUCCCCCACGAGCUCGGUGACUUUGUCAUCCUGUUGAAUGCAGGGAUGAGUAUCCCCCAGGCUCUGUUUUUUAACUUUCUCUCGGCGUGCUGCUGUUAUCUCGGGCUGGCCUUUGGCAUCCUCGCCGGGAGUCACUUCUCGUCUAGCUGGAUCUUUGGCCUGGCAGGCGGCAUGUUCCUCUACAUAGCACUUGCUGACAUGUUCCCAGAGAUGAAUGAGGUCAGUAAAGAAGAUGAGGAAGGAGGCCGCCCGCUUACCGCUUUCCUGAUUCAGAAUGCCGGCCUGCUCACUGGCUUCUCCAUUAUGCUGCUAUUGACCACCUUCUCUGGCCAGAUACAGCUAGGGUAGCGGGACGUUGACCACCCCGUUAAUAGACUGUGAGGGGAAGAUUGUGCAGUGUUUUUAUUCCUCCCCGCCGACUGAACAUACCAAGGGCCGGAGUUGCUGACUGCUGCUACUUAUCCUAUGAACAAACCACAGCCUCAUCUCCCUGCUACUAGACAAACAGGUGGAAAAGUGCAUCAUACGUAGACUUAACACACACACACUUUCUCCUGGCAUUCAACUGACCUUCUGCCCUCGUCAUGAAGUUCCUUCAGGUUCUUUCAAUGUUUUCUCAGUGUUCCUUGGCACCCUCCCACGUCUAUCGAGCUCUAAGCAGUUUGAUAACGAAGAAAAUCAAAGGACUAAAGCGAAAGGAACCGUCCCUGGAAGGUUUAUCUUAUCAUAUUGAUAAGUGGCUCUGAUUAUAUUCCCUUUACAACGGACUGAAAUCUCUGCCCUACGCGGGCAAAGUUCUAUCCUUACCUGCUACCAGCCCGACGGCAGGAUGCUCUGUCUCCUGCAGCAUGUUACCACGCUGCGAUAUUCCUCAUUAAUAAGCUGAAACGGAGCGGACUGCGCCUCCUGCACUGACCACGCCAUGCAAGCUCAUGAGUUCGGUUGCUGCUUCCUUUAAAACCCAAAAAGUGUUGUUUUUUUUUGUUUUGUUUCAUAGGUUUGUUUUUUCUUUCUGGAAUUAGGAGGAAGAGAACUGAAACAUGCUGUGUGUGUAAGUGUGGUCGAGCGUGUGUAAGUGUGUGCGCGUGGACUGUGAUUUGCAAACGACUAUGUAUUGUGGGGAAAUAUAUGCAAAAAAGAAAA
Molecule: messenger RNA, 2368 nt
Organism: Spea bombifrons (plains spadefoot toad)
Lineage: Eukaryota; Metazoa; Chordata; Amphibia; Anura; Pelobatidae
Gene: SLC39A14
Product: solute carrier family 39 member 14
Exons: 9
Coding region: 140-1573 (477 amino acids)
Biological process (GO): intracellular zinc ion homeostasis; zinc ion import across plasma membrane
Cellular component (GO): membrane
Molecular function (GO): zinc ion transmembrane transporter activity
Source: RefSeq, a predicted model, not a curated record